Messenger RNA from Schistosoma rodhaini, 866 nucleotides. The record is from the annotation of a GenBank genome assembly. Lineage: Eukaryota; Metazoa; Platyhelminthes; Trematoda; Strigeidida; Schistosomatidae.
CUGCCUCACCUGAACUCUUCGUUCACUACAUAGAGUCUAAUAUUGUGUCAACUUUCAUGAUCAUCAUUUUCAUUGAUUUCUGUUUUUAAUUGUUGUUUUUUUUCUUAAAACGUGAUGAACAACAUGUAGUCCAUACAGGAACAAGUUCAGCGAUUAGUUCAUUAGUAUUUAAUGAUGAUUCUGAUCUUUUUUGAAUGUCAGAAUAUUCAAUAAAUAGUCGAAAAUGUAACCAACAUGUUUUAUUACGUCUGAUCACAUCACAAACUGUGUCAUCAAAAGAAACUAAUUCAAUGAACAAUAAUAAUUCUAUAAUAAAUUAUACAAUUGUUGUUACUAAUGUUUGUACUACUGCUACCAUCAACAUUUCCAUUCCAACUGCUACAUCAAUCGUUUCUGAUAUUGUUGCUAUACCUCGAGUGAAACAUCCAACAAUUAUUGAUUAUGUAACUCAUGAUGAGACACGUUUAUAUGAUAAGAAAAAUAACCGACUUACAUUGAAUAAAAUUACUGGACAACGAUCAUAUUCAAUUGAUUCUGACUGUAAUGCGUUAAAUAAAAAUAACAAACUUGUGACUGGAAUAGCAACAAUUGUAUCACCAAUGCUAUCAUCAGAUCAUGAAGUACAACGUAGAGUUAAUAUAGGUGAUUCUGAUUUACGUCCAUUAUCUGAUGCAAUGAUCAGCAAUCACGAUUAUGAUUUAAAUCGUAAUAUAAAUUAUCAAGAAAUAUCCAUGGAAUCAUCAUUACAAGAAGAGGAUAGAAAAAAUUCUAACCAUCAAAUAUUAUACAAAUCUCAUCCACCAUUGCCACCUUUAUGGUAUAAUAAUAAUAAUAAUACUGGAAGUUCCAGUAAUGGUGGUCUGUAG